GAGGGGAAUGGAGCAAACUCCUCUCCCUCAGCCAGCCCGAGUGGCGCUCUCUCUGCCCGUGGGGUGGGAGGAGAGGUGGCAGAGAGAUAAGGAGCAGUGGAGGAGUGCGAUGGAGGAGGGGGGUGAGAGAAUAGAGGAGGAGGAGAGGAAGCUGAGGUGGAUAGUGGCGUAUAACAACCGUAGGAUGGGAGCUAAGGUGAGGAGCGAGGAAGAGCAGGAUAAGGAGGAGGAGGAGGAGGAAGAGCGGCUGUACCCCAGCCGCAGUCACCCCAGCGAGGUCUUCCUCUCCCUGGAGCUGCUGAGGUCCUCCGCUCUCCUGACUGACCUCACCCUGAGCACCGCGGCGGGGGGAGCUCUGCUCACACACUCCCCCGUCAUCGCCUCCGUCUGCACGCGCAUCCAGGAGCGGCUCCAGGAGCAGGGCCCCGUCUCACCCAGGGAGGGCCCACUGAGGGAGGGCCCACCGAGGGAGGGCCCACCGAGGGAGGGCCCACUGAGGGAGGGCCCACUGAGGGAGGGCCCAGAGAGAGAGGGCCCACCGAGGGAGGGCCCACAGAUGGAGGGCCCAGAGAGAGAGGGCCCACAGAGGGAGGGCCCACUGAGGGAGGGCCCACAGAGGGAGGGCCCACAGACAGAGGGCCCAGAGAGGGAGCUCUCCAUCAGUCUGGGUGGGGAUGUGGAACAGUCCGGGCUGGCUGCGGUGGUGGAGUUUGCCUACACUGGCGGCAUCACUGGGCUGAACCGCCAGUCCACUGCACGGGUUCGAGCAGCUGCCGUCGCACUGGGAGCCCACAGGGUCCUACAGCUCUGCACUGAGGAAGAGGAGGGGAGGGCGGAGGUAGGAGGGAGGGAGGACGAGAGGAAGAGGCGGGAGUUGGAGGUGAGCCUGGAUUGUAUCAGGCAGCUGUGGGAGGAGCAGGUGGGCUGUGACGUGGAGCUGCUGGUGGAGGGAAAGGCUUUCCCCGCCCACCGGGUGGUCCUGGCAGCCUGCAGCGAUUACUUCCGGGGCAUGUUCUGCAGCGGGAUGCGGGAGUCUCGGCAGGGCCAGGUGGAGCUGUGGUGCCAGGAGGGGGCGCAGUUUGGGGAGCUGCUGAGCUGCUGCUACACGGGGCGGCUGCGUCUGGGCUGGGCGGGCGUGUUUGAGCGGGCCUGCGCCGCCCUGCAGCUGCAGCUGCGCCCCGCCCUGCCGCUCUGCAUGCACUUCCUGCGCGGUCACAUGGACGCCCACUCCUGCCUGGACGUGGCCGCCUUCGCCGAGGCUUAUGGGAUACGCGACCUGCAGGAGGAGGCCGAGGACUUCCUCCUCAGCCGCUUCCAGGAAGUAGCGGCCACGCCCAAGUUCCUGGACCUCCCGGCGGGGCGGGUCCGGGCGGUGCUGAGCAGCGAUGCGCUGGCCGUGUCCUCGGAGCUCGCCGUGUUCCGCGCGGCGGUGGCCUGGCUCCAGGCGGACCCCGCGCGGCUGCCCGCGGCCGCAGACAUCAUGGCCGCCGUGCGUUUCCCGCUCAUGACCUUCCGAGAGUUCCGGGAGGUGCGGGCUGUGGAGCUGCAGAUGGAGGUGGGCGGGGCCAGCGGGUCAGAGGGGGUGGAGCUCUACGGCGUGUCCUUCUCCAGGUUUGGGUUUGCGUCCACGGACUCACGGGAGGUGUGCAGGGUGAGGCACCCCGGGCAGACGCUGGUUCUGGUCGGGGGGGACUCGCUGGACCUGGACUCGGGCAGGAGACAGCCCAGCCGACAGCUGUGGUUCGCCCAUGCCCUGCGCAACCACACUGGCCUGGUGAAGGAUGUGGAAUGGAGGCUUCUGGGAGAAAUGCCUGACCCCCCCAGAUUCCGGCAUGGGCUGGGGGUUCUCGGGGGCCAGCUGUAUGUGUUUGGGGGAUGCCACUUCUACACCAAGUCCGACACCCUAAAAUCGGCCUACAGGUAUGACCCACAGCAGGACCAGUGGCAGAGGCUCGCAGACAUGCAGGAAAACAGGAGCAACUUCUCAUUGGUGGAGAGAGAGGGGCGUUUCUACGCCAUUGGAGGAGACCGAGACAUCAACAACAACAUGGACAGCGUGACGUGUUACUGCCCCGACACGGACUCCUGGAGCCUGGCCCACCCCCUGCAGGCACCCCUGAGUGGCCACGCGGCGGUGCUGUGGGAGGGGCAGAUCUUUGUUUCGGGGGGGUUUGACUGCAGGUACCGGUGCCUGGAGGCCCUGUUCCUGUACCACCCGGAGCGGGGCAGCCGUGCGCUGUGUGGCAUGGAGGGGGACCGCGCCCUGCACUGCAUGGAGAGGCUGGGGGGCCGGCUGUACGUGGCGGGGGGGGUGUGCAACCUGCGCAGCUUCUACAGCGACCAGCUGGCCUGCGAGGCCUACGACCCCCAGAGCGACUCCUGGACCGGCCUGCCCCCCCUGCCGCUGCCCCACGCGGGGGCCGGCUCGGCCGUGCUGGAGGGCCGACUGUACCUGCUGGGGGGGUACUGCCAGGAGGACGAGACCGACACCUGCCUGGUGCACAGGUUCCACCCCCCCUCCUACAGCUGGGAGUGUGUGGGGCGCAUGCCCGGCCCCAACACCGACAUACGGGCCUGCCUAUGCACCCUGCCCGCCCACCUACACCACUGACCCCAACACUGCCCGCCCACCUACGCCACUGACCCCAACACUGCCCCCCACCUACACUAAUGACCCCCACCUACACCACUGACCCCAACACUGCCCGCCCACCUACACUAAUGACCCCAACACUGCCCCCCACCUACACUAAUGACCCCCACCUACGCCACUGACCCCAACACUGCCCCCCACCUACACCACUGACCCCAACACUGCCCCCCACCUACACCACUGACCCCAACACUGCCCCCCACCUACACCACUGACCCCAACACUGCCCCCCACCUACGCCAC
This is a messenger RNA of Conger conger (European conger), 2896 nucleotides long. RefSeq names its product kelch-like protein 33. NCBI's taxonomy places the organism in Eukaryota, Metazoa, Chordata, Actinopteri, Anguilliformes, Congridae. The record is from RefSeq and is a predicted model, not a curated record. Bases 8 to 2611 code for a protein of 867 amino acids. The transcript has 5 exons. Gene Ontology annotation, molecular function: protein binding.